Blastomyces dermatitidis ER-3 is the source of this 1047-nucleotide messenger RNA. RefSeq names its product helix-loop-helix DNA-binding domain-containing protein. The transcript has a single exon. The record is from RefSeq and is a predicted model, not a curated record. Bases 480 to 983 code for a protein of 167 amino acids. Gene Ontology annotation, molecular function: DNA-binding transcription factor activity, RNA polymerase II-specific; protein dimerization activity; RNA polymerase II cis-regulatory region sequence-specific DNA binding. Gene Ontology annotation, biological process: regulation of transcription by RNA polymerase II. Lineage: Eukaryota; Fungi; Ascomycota; Eurotiomycetes; Onygenales; Ajellomycetaceae.
CUGGAACUGAGAGAGCCGCAGCAGAAGAGGCUAAAAACCCUAUUUCACUAGCGUCGUCUUUUUAAAGGAGCGGCUUUGCCCCGCAUCUCGAAUCCCCGUUCCCUUUCCCUGCAACUUGUUGGCGCAUCCGAGGAAAGAUACCGAGAGCAUCAAGUAAGAUAUUGUUUAUAUUCGCCGACUUCUACAUGCCACCAGCACGGAGGAAAUAGCUAACUGUACACGCAUCCAUGGAGGACUAUUUAACUCGACCUAACAACUCUAAGCGCAAUCUAGCCAUCAUUCCCUUAUCGUGCCUGUCUUGCUUGCCUUGAUAUUUCAAUCCUUGUCCGCUCAUUCUCGUCACUCAUCCCUCCAAUCCACCCAAUCCCGCCAUUCAUUGAUGGUAGCAUUCGCAUGGAUAUCCAAUCCUCAGCUAAAUAUACUCACAUUUUAAACCUAUUUAAACCCCCCUCCAAUCCCUCCCCCACGACAAUCAGGUUAUGCUCUCAGCUCUCCGUGGCCAGGCGUCCUCGUCGUCUUCGUCCGCCUCUCCCUCCCCAUCUCCCAUCUCCCCCUCAGCAUCUAUGUCUCCCUCCAAUCCUUCCCUCUCCCCUUCCGACCACUCCAACUUCACAGUCGUCCAGACACCAGCCACGGGAGCCCGGAACCAAGGCCCUGCCUCCGUGUCUAUGACAUCGUCCGCAUCGCCUCAGCCAAACUCCCGCCUAACCUCACGGACUACAGACAAAGAAAAACCACGCCUUACAGAGCAGGAAAAGAAGAAUAACCACAUCGCGUCUGAGCAGAAGCGGCGCGCCGCCAUUCGUGAAGGGUUCGAUAGGCUGACUGAACUUGUUCCGGGGCUCGAGGGCCAGGGCCGCAGUGAGGGCGUGGUCCUGCGCAAGACUGUGGACUUCAUGCAGAUGAAGUUGCAGGAGCGGAAAGAGCUGGUGGAGGAAAUUGAGAAGAGAGGCGGUUCUCCUGAAGAUGCUCUGCGACGAUAGAAUAUCGGAACGAACAGGAUCGAACGCUUUGAUACCUGCUCUCCAUACUACCUACGUGUUUUUU